This is a messenger RNA of Thlaspi arvense, 206 nucleotides long. The record is from the annotation of a GenBank genome assembly. Lineage: Eukaryota; Viridiplantae; Streptophyta; Magnoliopsida; Brassicales; Brassicaceae.
GUAUGAAUAAUGUGUUUGGGGGAGGACUUGUCCUUCUACAAAAUAAUUUAAUUCACCAUCUAGGAGUCUUUGCAAGGAAUUCGACUCAAUCACCACUACAUGCUGAGAUGAAGACUACCUUAUUAAGUAAUGAGGACCAGUGGCGGAACCAGAUACAGGGACAGAUUGUCUACACCUUAUUAAGCUUUGUUGAUGAAAAUGAGGAU